CCCUUUGAAUGUCCUAUCUGUGGGAAAAGUUUUAGUCGCAGUUCUCACCUGGUGAUACACCAGAGGACUCACACAGGAGAGAAACCCUUUGAAUGUCCUAUUUGUGGGAAAAGUUUUAGUGAUAAUUCCAGCCUGGUGAAACAUCAGAGGACUCACACAGGAGAAAAACACUUUGAAUGUUCUGACUGUGGGAAAAGAUACAGUCAGAAUUCCUACCUGGUAAUACAUCAGAGGAUUCACACAGGGGAGAAACCCUUUGAAUGUCCUGACUGUGGAAAAAGGUUCAGUCAGAAUUCCACCCUGGUAGUGCACCAGAGGACUCACACAGGAGAGAAACCCUUUGAAUGUCCUGACUGUAGAAAAAGUUUCAGUCAAAAUUCUCACCUUAUGAGACACCAGAGGAUCCACAUAGGAGAGAAACCUUUGAAUGUCCUGACUGUAGGAAAGGUUUCAGUUAGAAUUCCUUCCUAGUGAUACACCAGAGGAUUCACACCAUGGAGAAAUCUUUGAAAUGUCCAGUCUGUGCACAUUACUUCCAGCAUCAAUUAUCUCUUGUUGCACACAAGAAAAUACACAUGAGACAAAAGUUGAAGAGUUUAGAGAAGUGUUGAAUUUCAUUUGUGAUCUCCCAUUGAAAGUGUAGACAAAGAAGAUGGCAAAAGGAGCACUUGGGACAACUAUAAAUAACAAGCGACAUUGAAAAGGGGAAAAAAAUCAAGCCAGAAAUCAAACUAUUUUCCAUUUCUUUCAGAAAACCACACAAUUCUUCUCCACCUCCAGGAGAUAUUAGACAAAGGAGAGAAAAUCAAGAACAAUUUCAAGUUGGAAUAGGCAGAUUAUGCAGAACUCAAGGAUAUAUUAUAUGAAAAGUCAAAGGAGAUUAUA
This is a messenger RNA of Pseudonaja textilis, 885 nucleotides long. NCBI's taxonomy places the organism in Eukaryota, Metazoa, Chordata, Lepidosauria, Squamata, Elapidae. The record is from RefSeq and is a predicted model, not a curated record.